AUGACAACCACUCCGUUGAAGGGUGGGUUCUAUAACACUAGUGACGGGGAGACAAUGAACAAGCUCUAUGGCUUAGCACUAUGCCAAGGAGAUCUAGCUCCACAAGGGGAAUUUUGCAAGAUCUGUCUACAUAAUGCAAGAAAUAGCAUUCUAGAAGAUUACACAAACAAGACACAAGCCAUUGAAUGGUAUGAGAGCUGUUUUAUUAAGUACUCCAACCAGAGUUUCUUUGGGGUUGUGAAUAUUGUUGGAAGGACAAUGUGUGGAACUGAACAAAGCAACCGGAUUGCUGCCAAUAUCACCACCGGAAUGAUUGCGAUCAAUAGUUCUCUGGAGAGCUAUGCGCUUGUGCUGCACAAGAGACCUCAGCAGAGAGGGUUGUGGGGAUUGCUUGCAGAAAGGGAUGAAUAUUUCUUUGCAAAACUGUGCAUUGUCUCAAGGAUGGCGAUAUCUCUCUGGUAG
Molecule: messenger RNA, 462 nt
Organism: Dioscorea cayenensis subsp. rotundata (Guinea yam)
Lineage: Eukaryota; Viridiplantae; Streptophyta; Magnoliopsida; Dioscoreales; Dioscoreaceae
Exons: 2
Coding region: 1-462 (153 amino acids)
Source: RefSeq, a predicted model, not a curated record